Messenger RNA from Opisthorchis viverrini, 198 nucleotides. RefSeq lists its product as hypothetical. Bases 91 to 198 code for a protein of 35 amino acids. The transcript has 2 exons. The record is from RefSeq and is a predicted model, not a curated record. Lineage: Eukaryota; Metazoa; Platyhelminthes; Trematoda; Opisthorchiida; Opisthorchiidae.
GUUGUUGAAAAUCCGUCGACAGCCCACGACCAGUUUCGCUAUUUUUGGGGCUUAUCAGGUAGGCGAAAUCCCCGGGUUUCCGUCAACCUUAUGUUCUACUUGAAAUCAAAUUGCACGAAAUUAGCUAAUAAACACUUGGUCGUGGGCUGUCGAUGGAUUUUCAGCAACCUUGAGUGGAGUGGUCGCACUCCCAGGUAA